AUGGAGGUUGUGCUGGAGUUACAGGACAGUGCCCUGCUGCUGCUGCUUCUGUCUCGCCCUGGUCCUCUGGGUGCUCGUACCCUGCGGCCUGAUUCUCCUCACCCCCCCUCUCCAUAUUCCCGCUGGUCUCCUGUGGGGAGACGAAGAGGUCGAGGAAAGACAGGACCGCAGACGAACGCAGGACUCGUCUUUGUCAAUCAGCUGAAGAGUUGGAGACACGAUCAGAGUUACUGCAGACAGAAUCACACUGAUCUGGUCAGUGUGAGGAACCAGAAUGAGAGUCAACAGGUUCAGAAGAUCAUUAGCGAUAAUCACUCAUCUGGAUCACAUGUCUGGAUCGGUCUGUUCAGAGACUCAUGGCAGUGGUCAGAUCAGAGUAACUCUUCAUUCAGAGACUGGGACACAGGUGAACCUAAUAAUGUUGGAGGUAAUGAAGACUGUACAAUAACUGAACUGAAAGCUCAGGGACUGUGGCAUGACAACCCUUGCAAGAAUCAAUUUCCUUUUGUGUGUCAUGAAGAUAAACUGAUUGUGAUCAGAGAGAAUCUGACGUGGUCUGAAGCUCUGAGAUACUGCAGACAGAAUCAUGUGGAUCUGGUCUCGGUUCAUUCAGAAGAGAUUCAGCAUCCUGUGAUGAACGUGGUUAAACAAGCGUCUACUGCGGCGGUGUGGUUGGGUUUACACAACUACUGCAUCAUGAACAUGUGGCUCUGGCUGAGUGGAGAGACUGUGUGCUAUCAGAACUGGGCUCCAGGGAACGGAACGAAACCGGAAAACUGCAGCCUUGAGAACAGAAAAGGAGCAGUUCAGUCUGGAGGAGAUCAGCGCUGGAUUAGCCUUCCUGAAUCUCACAAACUCAACUUCAUCUGCAGCAGAAAUUAAGAGCAAGGAACACGCUAAUGUGUUUACUUACAUCAAUGGUUUUCAUAGGCUA
Messenger RNA from Cyprinus carpio (common carp), 934 nucleotides. RefSeq names its product C-type mannose receptor 2-like. The transcript has 4 exons. The record is from RefSeq and is a predicted model, not a curated record. Lineage: Eukaryota; Metazoa; Chordata; Actinopteri; Cypriniformes; Cyprinidae. Bases 1 to 882 code for a protein of 293 amino acids.